Messenger RNA from Suillus paluster, 690 nucleotides. RefSeq lists its product as uncharacterized. Bases 1 to 690 code for a protein of 229 amino acids. The transcript has a single exon. NCBI's taxonomy places the organism in Eukaryota, Fungi, Basidiomycota, Agaricomycetes, Boletales, Suillaceae. The record is from RefSeq and is a predicted model, not a curated record.
AUGUCUGAACCUGAAGCACAGUGUGCCCUCAACCCAGACGGGUCUCUAAAGGAUGCCAAAGACAUCGUUUUUUACAACGAUCCUGAUGAUGCCGUCCCCAUUUCCACUCCAUCCUCUGCCCAACCCCCCACAGACGCCUUCUCUGUGCUACUGCAGACUGGAUGCAAACCAGUGCCACUUACUGCAGGUGCUCGACGCUCCAUUCGCACCUCUAAACCUUCUGCGCGCCUUCGUGAUUCCGACAAUGCUUGUUCUUCAACAAGCCGCAAGCGCACAUUAUCUAGUGCAACCGAGCAACUAGUUAGGAAGAAGGUUGUGUUACAGCUCUCCGCUCCAUUAUCAGACGAUGAAGACUCUCAUGCAGCUGGUGCUGACACGGAUAUUGAUACUGACCACGGUGCUGGUCAAUCAGAUGAGGCCAAGGACGACGAUGUACCAGCACCUGAGGACGAACCUGAGGACGAACCCGAAGAUCUUCAAGACACCACCAUCCGAGCCACUUUAUCAAAGAGUGAGCGCACCGCUGAUAUUCGAACAAUCUUCACUCAUGAUGACAAACAUUGGGUCUGCAAACCUUGCAGGGAUGCUGGUGAACUUGAAGGCAAGUACACGUUUCGCGGAGGUAUCUCUACACUACGCACGCACAUUUGUCGGUAUGUUCACGUCUUCUUUCUCUUGAAUGAUCACUAA